Molecule: messenger RNA, 2165 nt
Organism: Hydra vulgaris (swiftwater hydra)
Lineage: Eukaryota; Metazoa; Cnidaria; Hydrozoa; Anthoathecata; Hydridae
Source: RefSeq, a predicted model, not a curated record
CUUUUUAAAAGCAAACAAGUGAAUUCUAAAAUAACUAGUAUGUUGUCAAAUGAAACUAUUCCAAUUCUGUAUGGAUCUCAAACAGGUACUGCUGAGGAUAUUGCAGAACGAAUAGGUAGAGAAAUAUCAAAAAGACAUAUUCGUGCUCCUGUUUUAGCUCUGGAUGACUACCCCAUUGUAGGUUUCUUUUUUGAGCAAGUUGAUUGAAGAAAAAAUUGUGGUCUUUGUUGUAUCUACAACUGGUCAAGGUGACCCACCAGACAAUAUGAAGAAGUUCUGGAUGUUUUUGCUUCGAAAAAAUCUACCAGAAGAUUCUUUAAAGGGUUUAUACAUAGCUGUUUUAGGACUUGGUGAUUCAUCAUACUUAAAUAUUUGCUGAAAGAAAAGAUGAUCAGAUGGAUGUGCGGUAUGACUCUAACAAGACAAGAAAUGGAGCCAUAGUUUUAAACAGAGAUUAGAAAAAAUGUUGUAUCAAACAACAUUUUUCAGGGAAGUGGUUUGAGUAUCAGCAUGUAGAGAGGUUUCAGGAGAAAAUUGAUGAAAAUGUCACAAAAAGAUUUAAAAUAUGUUUUCUAAAGAUGUGUCAAUGUUACACUAUUUUACCUUGUAUUAGAUUUAACUUUAUUGGGAAAAAACUUUAUAGGUUGUUGCAACUUGGUGCAUUAUCCUUGACACCUCUUGGACUUGCUGAUGACCAACAUAAAUUAGGUUUAGAUGCUGUAAUUGAUCCAUGGGUAAAAUCAUUACUGACUAAAAUAUCUGAAUUACACCCAUUAAAUGUAGGCAAUGAUGUAUAUUUAAAUGAUAAAUUACCAUCACCAAAGUAUGUUGUUGAAGUGGUUGAUUCUGCUUGUGAAUUAUGUAAAUGCACACACAAAAAAGAUUUAUUAAGCAAUAAUUUUACAGAAAAUUCAGUGUCUAUUGAUCGUUGGAAUCCUUUAAAAACACACAUUCUUCGAAAUGAAAGGAAAACAGCAAUAGAUCAUUUUCAAGAUGUACGUUUGAUUUCAUUUAACUUAAAAGAUAAAAACUUAAGCUACACUCCAGGUGAUGUUCUAAUGGUCAGACCAUGUAAUCUCAAUGAAGUUGUUUGUCAUUUCUUUGAAGUUGUGCCUUGGAAAUCAGAUACAAUAGUCAAAGUUUCACCUGGAAAUUCAGGUGCUGUUCUCCCAUCAAACAUCCACUGCUGUACUUUAGAAAAUUUGUUUCUUAAUCACUUGAGUAUUCAAGCAACUCCAAAAAGAUAUUUUUUUCAAUUGCUAUCCCUCUUUACAACAUCUGAAUUGGAAAAAGAAAGACUUAAUGAGUUCUGCUCUCCUGAAGGACAGGAGGAUUUAUAUGAAUACUGCUAUCGUAUGAAACGGAAUUACAUUGAGGUGUUGCAAGACUUUCCUGUGGCAUGCUCAUUGCUCAAAAUAGAAUAUUUAUUCGACCUUUUUCCUAUCAUGCAACCAAGAGCUUUUUCAAUUGCUUCUUCUAUCAAAGCCAAACCUGGAACUGUUGAAAUUAUUAUGGCAGUUGUAAAAUAUAAAACAAAAAUGCUAAAUCCACGUAAAGGUGUGUGUUCCAAUUGGUUGGCAUCAUUAAUUCCUGAUCAUAAAGAUGUUGUUAAUAUAUGGGUAUGUCCUGGAACUAUUACUUUCCCGAAGCAUGAUUGUCCAAUCAUUAUGGUUGGUCCAGGUACAGGAGUUGCACCUUUCCGUUCAUUCAUAGAAGAGCAAACGUUAAAGGAUGGCUCAAGUGAUAUAAUACUUUUUUUCGGUUGUCGUAAUAAAGGCGGAGAUGAUUACUUCAAUGAUGAAUGGAGCCGCUUAAUGAUUCAAAACUCCCGACUGAAAGUAUUUACAGCUUAUUCACGUGAUCAAACAGAAAAGGUUUACGUUUAUCAUAAAAUGGCAGAACAAGGAGAACUCAUAUGGAGGUUAAUCUCGCAAGAGAAUGCGCAUUUUUUUAUUGCUGGAAACUCAAAAAAUAUGCCAAACGAUGUCAUUAAUACCUUGAAAUCCAUUUUUGAAGUUCACGGCAAAUUGUCGCAAACAGAAGCAGAAAGAUACUUUAAAAUAAUGGAAUCAAAAAGAAGGUUCCAAUGUGAAACUUGGUCUUGAUUUUUGUUUUUGUACCGAAAGAAGUUAAUGGUAAUAAUAAAGAAACGAAGAUUGUGUAAA